AUGAUUGGCGUUCAAGCGAAUAACCUCUCAGUCAAUGAUGGACCCUUGACAUCGGAAAAUACCGCCUUCCUUCGCCCCUCAGAACCCACCCUUCCGCUCGAAGAGCUCCGCGAGCGAUACGAAGAAGACGGUUAUCUCUUCCUCAAACAAAUUCUUCCUCGCGAGGAUGUGCUAUCUGCCCGCAAUGCAUACUUCUCCUCAUUGGAAUCGACAGGAGUGCUCAAGCCCGGCACAGCACCCGUUGAAGGCGUCUUUGACCCGGCUAAGAGUCACCUAGACUAUCCUGGCAUUGGAGCGGGUCAUAUUGGCGGGAAUGGCAAGCCCGGUGGCGAUCGAGCAGCGGCAUUUGUUGAUCUUGCUCUCGAUGCUCACUACCAGGAUUGGUACGCGAAAGAAUUUUGUAACCAUCCAGCGCUGUAUGAUUUCAUUGCGCGCUUCUCGGAUUGGGGAAAGAAUACUUUGACCUUGCGCCGCACCCUGCUAAGGAAUAACAUCCCGGGAUCGAAGCCGAUUGGCGUGCACUAUGAUCAAAUCUUCCUACGAUAUGGAGAUCCGACAAGUGUCACUGCCUGGGUUCCUAUGGGUGACAUCAAGCUCAACGGUGGCGGACUUAUUUACCUAGAAAAUGCUUUUCUUGGUGACUUCCGUGGAAAACACAUCAGACUAAUCGAGUUCUAUGUGGCAGGGGAAAAUAUUGGUCUUGAGAUGGAAGAAGCAUUCUAUACCAGAGCGAAGCAGGCUGGUCUGACUGACGAAGAAGCUAUGUCAGCUUUCAACUCGAAUAUGAUGUCGACAGGCUUGCUGUCUGAGUUCCCGGCCGAGUUCGCUCAGGAGCAUGGUCGACGAUGGCUGGUGUCGACGUACGAGGCGGGUGAUGUGGUACUGCACAAGCCUCAUAUGAUCCACGCCUCGACUGUCAACAAUGACCCGGACAAUGUUAUCCGCCUGGCAACCGAUUUGCGAUUCUGCGAUUCGUCCAAGCCUUACGAUAAAAGAUGGAUGAAUUUUUAUGCCUUCAACGAUGGUGUAUAA
This is a messenger RNA of Penicillium paradoxum, 1032 nucleotides long. RefSeq lists its product as uncharacterized. The record is from RefSeq and is a predicted model, not a curated record. The transcript is spliced from 4 exons. The coding region runs from base 1 to 1032 and encodes 343 amino acids. NCBI's taxonomy places the organism in Eukaryota, Fungi, Ascomycota, Eurotiomycetes, Eurotiales, Aspergillaceae.